AAUGGCAUGGAUACAGCUAUGAACUUCACUAUAAUGAUCCAGCAGUUUUGACUUUAUAUCUGAAGAUAAUGAUUGCAUUUUAUCAUUCCUGGUAUUAAAUACAAGACAGCUUGGUGUGAUGUGAGCAUUUUGGAUUAUCCUGUGAUGUUUUACAGUUGUAAUGAACAGCACAUGUUUCAAGCUAAAUUGGCUCCUGUCUGAAACUUCUCCUCCAUGUCUGCUUGUGCCUUAAAAAAAUUACAUGGGUUUAUUAAAUGAAUGGAAAAGAUAUCAUGCAUCGAAGGAAUGACUGGAAUCUCCACAAAUCGGUUACAGUUCGAACACAUUUCUUUACUUGUUUCCAAAGACCAGUGAAGCUUGUUUGCAUUAACAUGUACAGAAUUACUGUAUAUACUGUAAUUGGAAAUGCAGAAUGGAUUAAGCUUAAGUAAAUGACAUUACUAUUUGAAGAGAGCCAAAAUAUGUAAUAGAAUGGAUAUCCUAUUGGACCUCUUAUUCACCUUGCUUUUAGACUUCAAUUUGUAGCAAUGUUUUAGAUAAUAUUAUAUUGAAAAGUCCUUCCAUUAUUUCUUCUCUUCAAAAAAAUGUUCCCUCAAGAAAAUGCAUUUCCAGAGAUUUUCUGCUUCUCCAUUUUUUAUUUCUUUUCUCUUUUCCUUCUGAAAGUACAGUUUGAACAACUCAGUUUGUAUAGUAGUGCCUUGCAUUUUGGUUGAAAAAGCAGGUGCAGGAAGAAGCUGAAGAAAGGCCUUUUUGCCUCCUUUCUGCAUUGUAAUUGUAACACAUCAGAAACAAUGUAAUUAUUAGAGAAAAUAAGCAGAGAAACAAAAAUAGCUGUUGAAUAUCAGAUCAUCUGAUUUGGGAAAUUCUGAGCACAUUGUUCUGUAAUGCAAGCCAUGAACCAGUCCAUGUGGGUUCAGUGGAAGACUCUGAAUAUGAGUGGUAGCAUUUUGAAUGUCUCGGAGCAUCAUUCUUGUCCAUUUGGAUUUGGCCAGUACAAUGUCAUUGACAUCUGUAUUUUUGAGACUAUAAUUAUUGUCUUACUAACAUUUUUAAUAAUUGCUGGUAAUUUAACAGUAAUUUUUGUCUUUCAUUGUGCUCCACUGUUACAUCAUUACACCACCAGCUAUUUCAUACAGACUAUGGCGUAUGCUGAUCUUUUUGUUGGGGUGAGCUGCUUGGUUCCUACCUUGUCAUUGCUUCACUAUUCUACAGGUGUUCAAGAGUCCUUGACUUGUCAAAUUUUUGGAUAUAUAAUCUCUGUCCUGAAAAGUGUUUCUAUGGCCUGCCUCGCUUUCAUAAGUGUGGAUCGCUAUCUUGCUAUCACAAAGCCGCUUUCAUAUAACCAAUUGGUCACACCUUGCCGAUUGAGAAUCUGUAUAAUAUUAAUUUGGCUUUACUCCUGCCUUAUCUUCUUGCCUUCCUUUUUUGGCUGGGGAAAACCAGGUUAUCAUGGAGACAUUUUUGAAUGGUGUGCAACUUCUUGGCUCACUAAUGCCUAUUUUACGGGUUUUAUUGUGUGCUUAUUAUAUGCUCCAGCUGCCUUCAUAAUUUGUUUUACAUACUUCCACAUAUUCAGAAUUUGCCGGCAGCACACCAAAGAGAUAAAUGAUAGAAAAGCUCGCUUUCCUAGUCAUGAAGUGGACACUGCUGCAGAAACAGGCCAUAAUCCUGACCGACGCUAUGCUAUGGUUUUAUUUCGUAUAACGAGUGUGUUUUAUGUGCUAUGGCUUCCCUAUAUUAUAUAUUUUACUCUUGAGAGCUCUAGAGUACUGGAAAACCCAGCACUCUCUUUCUUAACAACGUGGCUUGCUAUUAGCAAUAGUUUUUGUAACUGUGUUAUAUAUAGUCUCUCAAACAGUGUUUUCAGGCUGGGACUUUGGAGAUUGUCGGAGACUCUGUGUUCAUCUUGUAUACAUAAGAAAGACAGUAUUGUUCAAGAACCAAUUCCUAGAAAAAGGGCUAAUUCAUGCUCCAUCUAAGAAGAACCAAGACGGUCAAUCAAAUACAAUCUGAUAGUAUGUACUAGGUAGUGUUUCCUUCUUCGGGACGUUGCCAGAAUAAAAAUUCAAUACAUACUGUAUUUAUUCACUCUAAAAUGAAUUAUGCAUUAAAAAGUGGCUUGUAAGAGAGAAUGUGUUCUUUUAUUGAUAGAUUCUGGAAGGGUAGUGAAAUGGUCAGAGAUGGAUCAUUAAUGAAAUUGUGAUACCCGACCAAGUUACUGGUAAAUGUGAGAGAAAGCUUUGAGUGGAUUGAAGUAAUUAAUCAGUUCAGUGCUAAAUAAUAGCUUUAAUGGCAAAAUUGUCACAUAUUAUAUAUGUGGAUGAAUAUGUACUAAUCUGUUGUAUUAACAUGAAUCUUGUUUUAAGACUAUAAGUGAUGGCAUAUGAAUUAUGUCCUUAGCAGAUACAAAAUAAAUAUAAAGCAGCUUCAUUCUUGUAUUUUUUCUGUCUUGCACAAAAUGUUUUAAAUUGCAGUGAUUUUGAAAUUAAAGAUACCUAGUUAUUUGCAAAGAUAAUAUAUUCUAUUUUUCUGAUGUAACAUGUUUGAAAGACCUACAUCUCUUCUGUUCUUUUGGAGUCUGUGACUUCAUUGUUCUGGCAUAUUAUUUGUUUGGAGCCAAUUAGACCACAUAGCUUUGCCCAUUGCACUCAGAACUGUUGGUGGAUCAGCGUGAGCUUACUCCUAAUGACUAAUCUUUGGGCACGAUAUGUGCAUAAGAUUCCUCUUCAAGCCAGGUGAAAUUAAAAGGUUUUAUGUGGGUGGGCAGAUUUUGAAGAAUUGUAUCUUGUGAGUAGACAAUAAUAUUCAAAUUACUAGAAUUAAUUUUCUAGUACCUGAACUAGCACAAGUUUGUGGCAGCUAUUUGAGAGAAUGCUUUUAUAAGUAAGACAUGCAGUAACAGAAGAGUGACUUAGGUGCUUACUGACAUUUUAAACAUGUAAAUUCAGAAGGACAGGCCCCUUUGCAUAUAUUGUAUCUGUUAAUACACUGCAUGAAAUUGACAUGUAUAUAAUACUAUGUGUUCUUCAAAUGUACAUUUUCUGUUUUGUAUUUUGUGGUUUUCCUAGCAUAUUAAGUUGUUUUA
Molecule: messenger RNA, 3085 nt
Organism: Pogona vitticeps (central bearded dragon)
Lineage: Eukaryota; Metazoa; Chordata; Lepidosauria; Squamata; Agamidae
Source: RefSeq, a predicted model, not a curated record